AUGGACCAUGCCGUGGUGCAAAAAUGGCUUCGCAGCGUCCUCGGCCCAUACACCGAACGCGAUCGUGUCUUCGCCGACGUCGACCGAGCGCUGAUCGCCGUCUCGUCGCUGUCACCCAAGACGGAGGUGUUUACCUUCAACGAUGGUCGGACACAACUUCUACUCAACCUCGAGGGUACCAUCCCGGUCGAGUUCCGCAACUCGACAUACAACAUCCCUGUAGCUUACUGGAUUCCACGAGGUUACCCACGGGAACCACCGAUGGCCUUCGUAGCACCAACGCCUGAUAUGGCCAUCCGCAAAGGUCCGAAUGUCGACCCGAGUGGUGAAAUCGGAGGCGAUUAUCUCGCAAGAUGGAGAAGCAAACCAGAAGCCUGCAACCUGCUCGACUUGAUUCACGACUGCCAGCAUAUGUUCGGAAAGGAGCCGCCUGUUUAUGCCAAACCAAAGCCUACAGCGGUGUAUGCUAUAGCCGCUUCAUCACAGCAACGCUCGCAGACAUCUACACCGCAGCAGGCUAGCUCGUCAAACACUUUCGCACAGCCUGCCGGUCCGCCGCCACUGUCAGCUUCGCCUAGAUCACCUCAGACCACAGCAGGCCCAUCCUUCCGCGGCGCUCACGAUCCACGACAGAAGCCACCACCACCUGCACCAGCACCUACGCCCGGUCCAUCCGGCUAUCACGAUCCAGCGCAGGUUCAACAUCCCCCCCAUCGCCCACCAAAGCCUUCUUCCUCCCUUGGACCUGAUAGUAACUACACUCCCAGCCCACUAAACUCGAUGUCCCACAUGGAACCGUCUAGCGGUCCAGCGCCAUUGCUGAUGCGAGAUGGCAUGCAUAUGCAGUCACCUCAGCAGCCUGCAACGCCACAGCAAUUCCCAGAUGAAGCAUACCGACGAUAUUCAGGGGCAGGUUUGGGGGGUUCGGCGUAUCAUCCUCAGCAAAAUGCUACACCGCCUCAAGAGCAGUACCCAGUAUCACCUGUAGCCGUGCCACAGUCUCCCAACCCAGUGUCUCAGUGGCAGCCGCACGCAAAUAGCCAUCCGCAUCAUCAACGCCAAGGCUCGCAGCAGUAUCCUCAGCACCAACAACAUCCGCAACACCGAGCGCAAACGUACCCUUACCCGGGAGCAGAUCAGCAGUAUCAUCAAGGGGGGCCAAAUUCAGGCUACAACGGCGCCCAACAGCAGCAGCCUCCGUCCCAAAACGGUGCUCCUCCACCGCCCGUUUCCGGACCGCAUCCGUAUCAGAACUCUCCGCUUCCGCACGGAGGUAGUCCAGCACCCCCAUCCGCACACGGUAGCUCCAACGGCUACCUCAAUCCUCCACCACCAGGCCCCAUCACGGCCCCCAAACCCAAAGGCAUCAAUCUACUCGACGAAGAUGACGCCUCCAGCUCCUCUACCCCACCCACCCUCACCUCAGCUUCAGGCCCAGUGCCACCACCCCCUCGUCCCAUCAACCCUGAGCUACUAGCCCUUCACGACCGCGUCUACAACAAACUCACCAGCCGUCUGUCCACCCUAUCCAACACCCUCUCCUUCACCAAUUCGCGUCUCGAGCUACUCUCGACCGACUUGGACCGCGGUUUACCAGCGAUCGAAGAUGAAAUGUCGCGUCUUCGAGCAGUCCGCGAUGUCUGUCAAACCACUGGCGAUCGACUUUCUAUUUCCGUGAACGAAAUCAGCGAAAGCAUUCGCAAUCUACAGGCCAGAGAGGAGCCAGAUCCGGACAGCAUGGUCUUAGCGACGAGUAUAGUGGGUAAUCAGCUGGUGGAUCUAGUAGCGGAGGAUAACGCGAUUGAAGAUACCUUGUAUCAUUUGGGUAGAGCGUUGAAUGCGGAGAGGAUUGAUUUGGAUCGCUUCUUAAAGCAGACUAGAAUGUUGGCUAGGGAACAGUUUAUGAAGAGAGCGUUGGCGAUGAAAAUUAGUGAUGGGAUGGGGUGGGCUCAGUAG
Messenger RNA from Ustilago hordei, 1956 nucleotides. Its product is annotated as related to Tumor susceptibility gene 101 protein. Gene Ontology annotation, cellular component: ESCRT I complex. The record is from RefSeq and is a predicted model, not a curated record. Gene Ontology annotation, biological process: protein modification process; protein transport; endosome to lysosome transport. The coding region runs from base 1 to 1956 and encodes 651 amino acids. Gene Ontology annotation, molecular function: ubiquitin binding. The transcript has a single exon. NCBI's taxonomy places the organism in Eukaryota, Fungi, Basidiomycota, Ustilaginomycetes, Ustilaginales, Ustilaginaceae.